Argentina anserina (silverweed cinquefoil) is the source of this 1270-nucleotide messenger RNA. Its product is annotated as UPF0481 protein At3g47200-like. The record is from RefSeq and is a predicted model, not a curated record. NCBI's taxonomy places the organism in Eukaryota, Viridiplantae, Streptophyta, Magnoliopsida, Rosales, Rosaceae. The transcript has a single exon. The coding region runs from base 1 to 1266 and encodes 421 amino acids.
AUGGGAGGAAGUAAACAUUUGGUAAGUUCAGUGAGAGAGGAGCUGGAUGGUUUGCUUCCCCUGUAUCCGCUGUGCAGUAUCUACAAAGUUCCCGAGAGACUAAGGCGUGUAAGCCAAAAGGCUUAUGCACCUAAGGUUGUCUCUAUAGGUCCACUACACCAUGGCAAAGAGCAUCUCAAACCCAUGGAAGAGCAUAAGAUGAGAUACCUGCAGCAGUACUUACGUCGGACGCAAAUAAACUUGGAGGAUUAUAUACGCAAAAUAAGGGAACAAGAAGCAGGAUUACGCAGUUGUUAUGCAGAAACAAUUGCAUUUAGUAGUGACGAAUUCGUAAGAAUUAUUCUUGUGGAUGUGGCCUUCCUCAUCGAAGUCUUACUGAGAUUCCGAUUUCGUCAGUUGUCGGAGGAGAAUGAUCGGCUAUUCAACAGACCGUGGAUGUUCGAAGAUUUAUGGAUGGACUUGCUUUUGCUUGAAAAUCAAUUGCCUUUCUUCAUUCUUGAGGAUUGUUUUGACGCUGACAUAAUGCAAAGAUCUUCCAACCUUUCUGAGAGGCUUUCCCUAAUUGAUCUCUCUCAUUUUUUCUUCACAAACAAAAUACAGAUAAAGGAAACUGAAGGCAAUUUGGAGAUCAUACGCUCUUCUCAAGUAGCACAUCUUGUUGAUUUUUGUAGAAGCAUAUAUCUACCACUGAAACCAUCAGCUACAAGAGGUCCGGCACCAAAAACCACCCCUAGAAUCACAGAGCUAAAUCGCGCUGGAGUCAAGUUCAAGUUGGGAUCGAGCAGUGACUUAUUUAACAUACAGUUCAGUAGUGGCGUACUCGAAAUUCCAAAGUUAGCUAUAAGUGAUCAAUUGGAGAUAACUAUCAAAAAUCUCAUUGCCUUGGAACAAACUGACUGCAUGGAGACCAUCGUAAGUGACUACGCUUUUAUCAUCAACCGUCUUGUGAAGACCUCAAAGGAUGUGGAGCUACUUGUUAGCAAUGAGAUUCUUGAAAAUGGACUUGGUAGUAUCUCUGCAGCUGCUGCUGUGAUUAACAACCUUGCUGAUGGAUUGACUGUGGAUCCCGAAGACUGCUGUUAUGGGACAAUUUUGAAAGAUUUGAACGAGCACUGCAGCAAGCCAUGGCACCAGUGGCGGGAAUACUUGCGUAAGCAUCUUCUCCACUCUUGGGCAACCAAAAAAACUAUUGGGGCUGUUGUUUUACUAGUACUCAUUUUCAUACAGACAAUAUGUCUUCUUAUCUUUAUAGGCUUACUCGGCUAAAAAA